GAUUAAAGGAACUGCAAACAACUGGGUUGAAGCCUUCCUUUGUCCAAACCCAGCCUCUUCUUCCUGUGAUGUCAUAUUACAAAUCUGGGAAGGCUUUCUUGCUCACUUCAGAGACAGCCCAUCUCACAAUACAGCUGGCAACCUCCGAAAGGCCUCUCCAUUCAGCAAGCGCGAACAUGCUUAGGAAUUUAUCUGGGAUCCCUUAAACGACUGCCUAUCGCCGUCCGGAAUCAAUGUAGAAAUACAAAGUUUGAGAAUAAAAAGAAGGAAGAAGUACCCGAGGACGACGGGCGGACGGACGCACGGCGAGUGUUUGUGACUGAAGUAAAGCUGGUUUGGACCCUGGCGGCUGAAGCACAAGUUUCCACGCGGACUGGUCUGGUCCGACUUGGAACAGUUUUUCCUUACACUUUCAGCUUUAUGGGUUGGCUUCCUUGACUGCAUUUUCUGUCAGUUAACUAAACUCCAGACUCAUGGAUUUUCUCGACCAGAAAAUCAGACUAUUUUCCUGAAUAAUCUACUAGAAACUUUUACGGAACACAUUUCAUGUUUCCUUUGAAGAGUUAAGAGAAGAAAGUAUUUGUAAGAACAGGAAAAGAAACAAAUACUUUGCAAAUAAACUGGCUGCUGCUGUGACCACAUCUGAAUAGCAAAGGCGAUCGAUCAAGCGCUGCGGACAAAAGGCCUCCUGUAAGCUGCACUGCCUGACAAUGGUAAGCUCCAAUGGCUCCCAGUGCCCUUAUGACGACUCCUUUAAGUACACUCUGUACGGGUGCAUGUUCAGCAUGGUCUUCGUGCUUGGGCUGAUAUCCAACUGUGUUGCGAUAUACAUUUUCAUCUGUGCCCUCAAAGUGAGAAAUGAAACUACAACGUACAUGAUUAACCUGGCAAUGUCAGAUUUACUUUUCGUCUUUACUUUGCCAUUUCGGAUUUUUUACUUUGCAACACGGAAUUGGCCAUUUGGAGAUCUACUCUGUAAGAUUUCAGUAAUGCUGUUUUACACCAAUAUGUAUGGAAGCAUUCUGUUCUUAACCUGUAUCAGUGUAGAUCGAUUUCUGGCAAUUGUCUACCCAUUUAAGUCAAAGACUUUAAGAACGAAACGAAAUGCAAAGAUCGUUUGCAUUGCUGUGUGGUUCACAGUGAUGGGAGGAAGUGCGCCUGCAGUUUUCUUUCAGUCGACCCACUCUCAGGGGAACAAUACCUCAGAAGCCUGCUUUGAGAACUUUCCAGCGGCCACAUGGAAAACUUAUCUCUCCAGGAUUGUGAUUUUCAUUGAAAUAGUGGGCUUUUUUAUCCCUCUCAUUUUGAACGUAACUUGUUCUAGUAUGGUGCUAAGAACUUUAAAUAAACCUGUUACAUUAAGUAGAAGCAAAAUGAACAAAACUAAGGUUUUAAAAAUGAUUUUUGUCCACUUGGUCAUCUUCUGUUUCUGUUUUGUGCCCUACAACAUCAACCUCAUUUUGUACUCGCUCAUGAGGACACAGACCUUUGUUAACUGCUCUGUGGUGGCGGCAGUGAGGACCAUGUACCCGAUCACUCUCUGCAUCGCUGUUUCCAACUGCUGCUUUGACCCUAUUGUUUACUACUUCACCUCAGACACAAUUCAGAACUCAAUAAAAAUGAAAAACUGGUCGGUUAGAAGAAGUGACUCCAGGUUCUCUGAAGUUCAGGGCACUGAGAAUUUUAUCCAACACAACCUACAGACCUUAAAAAAUAAGAUAUUUGAUAAUGAAUCUGCAAUAUAAGCUGCCUGACUAAGCCACUGGGACUGCUCCGUGUUCAACUGUGAAAACUGUGUUCUUGGGAACUAUCUCUCCGGCUCCAACAGAAAAUAUUUUUAAAGGAAGUUUGUGUCUGAUGUGUUAAACAUUAAAAUAUAUUCUAUUCUUGUAUGCACGCCAUUUUACUUUCUUGAACCACUUUAACGUGUUUUUUCCUCAUUAAAAAAAAAAAACUCCAUAAAGUUAAGGUCUAAAAGCAAUUAUGAUUUAAAUAAUGUGAUAUAUCUGUACGUUUAAAAUUUUGUAUAUCAUGAAAUGAUUUAAUCAGAAAUCUGUUAAAUGGUUUUAUACUGAACCGAGAUGUUGUUUACGGAAUAGUUUACUAAGUAGAUUUCACUUAUAUUUUAUUUUAGAUUAAAAGUACUUAUCAUGCCUUAAACUGUAAACAGUGAAGAAAACCAGUUUGAACUAGUCACACAGUUUUAGAGCAUUUCCUCCAAGAGACUACUGCAGUUUUCUGCAUGACAUUUUAUCUUUUUAGGCAACUCAUAAAAAAGAAAAGGUAUCUAACUAUAUAGUAUAUUUUGAAAUUACUAUUUUGAUUUAUAUUCUGGCUGCAACACCCAAUUUCAAAAUGAUAUAUAGUAUAAAAACUUAGCAUAAAGAAACUAAUGAAAUGUUAUCUUGCUAGGUAAAUUAUUUUGAAAGUACAAUAAAAACCUUGUAUUUUCAAGAAUGUUGGUCUAG
This is a messenger RNA of Mus musculus (house mouse), 2468 nucleotides long. RefSeq names its product lysophosphatidic acid receptor 6 (gene Lpar6). The transcript has a single exon. Gene Ontology annotation, molecular function: G protein-coupled receptor activity. The record is from RefSeq and is marked validated. Gene Ontology annotation, cellular component: membrane; plasma membrane. NCBI's taxonomy places the organism in Eukaryota, Metazoa, Chordata, Mammalia, Rodentia, Muridae. Gene Ontology annotation, biological process: G protein-coupled receptor signaling pathway. Bases 711 to 1745 code for a protein of 344 amino acids.